ACGGAUUUCCCACUUUCGUUCGUCACUUGAGCGUCCGAGUCUACGACGUGCGAGACAAGGCAACAGGUGACGAAUAUUCGCGCCGAAAAGAGAAUUUAUUAUCAAAAGAAAAAUAAAGAACGAGAGAAAGAGAGAGAGAGAGAGAGAGAGAGAGAGAGAGAGAGAGAAAGGAAAAAAGAGAGAACGUAUUACUCGUCUCGAUAAUCGAUUUUUCGUAUUGAGAAGAAUUUUCAAGGAUAGUUGUUUCAUUUCCCACCCGUCGGGAUUUGACACAUACGUUCUUUUCGUUUUCACUUUUUUCCCGAUAUUAUUCUCUUUUGAUUUCUUUUAUCCUCCUAAGGUACCUGAGAAAAAAUAACGAAAUAUAAUAGGAAAGAGUUUUGUUUCGUUUUAAUCAUCAAAUCUAUCGAUCUAUUGCGAAAUGAGUGUCGACGACGUGAUCAACUACAAACCCGACGCGGACGAGGAUCUUUACGCACUUUUAUCCUGCGACGAAUUUUCUACGGUUGAGCAAAUUAUAGCAGAAUACAAGGUACUGGCCUUGCAAUAUCAUCCCGACAAAAAUGCUGGUGACAAAGAAGCCGAGGCAAAGUUUCAAAAGCUUAAGAAUGCCAAAGAGAUUCUCUGCGAUCCGGAAAAGAGGAGCAACUAUGACAAGUGGCGGCACAGUAAUAUUUCUAUUAGCUACAAGCAAUGGCUCGGAAUGAAGGAACACGUUCAUCAAUCGAUGCACUGGAGUACGCUAAAAACGAAGGACCGGAUGUUACCGGACGGAAGUGGUAGUGGUGGAGGAGAUGCAGAGGGUUCACCAGGUAAUAUGAAAGUGCAAGCUCCGAAUACUCACAGAAGGGCCAGCGAAGGUGGGGCCAACAUUUACUAUGGUGCACAACGUGAUGUCGAUUGGGACUCACAGGCCUCGAGCGAGGUCGUCAAUAAAUUUCGUAACUACGAAAUAUAAAAUUUUGAGAUUAAUAGGAGAACGACGAUCGUUGAGGGAGGAUAUUUCCUUUUUCGUAUCGUGCAGGACCAAGCUCGAUCGUUACUAAUUAUGUCUCUAAUUAUCUCUCUUGCUAUCUGUUUGACGAUGAAGUUUAUCCCUUACAACAACAACAGCAACAACAACAACAACAAAAACACAUGUAUACGCAUAUAGGGUGUCCUAUUUGAAUCGAUUCGCGUUACAAUCAUUGUAUGUAAUAAUCUUUAAUGGUGUUGUUAACAUGAUGUCGGGUUAUUUGUGAUUAAUAUUUUCUCUCUAAUAAUAAUUCAUUGAUUUUACUAAAAUCGAAUUGACUUCGAUCCUAGUGUUAUUUCGUUGGACAGAAUCGAUUGAAAUGGGACACCCGUGAUAUACGUGAAGGAGUGCGUCAAUACAUAUACACGAUAUACACGUAAACGUAUACAUACCUUUUUGUGCAUUUAUCGUUCGUCACUGUCCAACCAACAGCAGAACAGGAAAAUGAUACAGAAAAUGAUCCUAAAGGGAAGUUUUAUUUUUUCUUUUUUCUUCUUUCUUUUUUCAUUCGAUAUCGUAAAGUCUUAUGAUUUUUAUUUAUUUAAUUUUGAAAAUUAACGAGGAUAUAUAUAGAUGUAUAAUUUAGCCUAGGAAUUUGAAUAGAACAUUUUCUUGUUUGCUUUAACAAUAAUUAUUCCUUUGGAAAAGAAAAAUGUACUCUUUGAGAUAAAAAGGAUAUUAAUAUUUGAAGGAGAUAUAUAUUUCGUUCUCUUUCCGUGGUUCAUGUUACGAGUUUUAGAAGAAAGUUAAGCAUAUAACAAAAUUCUAAGUGUUUUAUUAUUAAUUUUCUUUGCCUGGGCUAUUUGACGUAGGACGAGCGAAAAAAUAAGUAUUCUCGAAACGAUAAAUUGAGGAAAACUAGAGAAAACGAAAUAUAAAAGAUCAAAAAUCUAGAAUCUUAUCUAACAUUUAAUCUCGCGACUAAAUAAAUGAAUUUCAUUCGAGAGAGAGAGAGAGAGAGAGAGAGAGAGAGUGAGAGAGAGAGAGAAAUGAAAAGAAGAAAAAACAUAACUCGUAAAAUGAUUGGUAGAAGAAAUAAAAUUGAGUUUCAGAGAUGAAAGUAACGCGAAUGAUAGGAGUCGACCGGUUGGACAGUGCUUUUGAUGUUCGUGUCGAGAAGAUAUAAAAGAAAUAAUAAUAAUAAUAAUAAUAAUAAUAAUAAUAAUAAUAAUAAUAAUAA
Polistes canadensis is the source of this 2195-nucleotide messenger RNA. RefSeq names its product J domain-containing protein (gene jdp). NCBI's taxonomy places the organism in Eukaryota, Metazoa, Arthropoda, Insecta, Hymenoptera, Vespidae. Bases 422 to 958 code for a protein of 178 amino acids. The record is from RefSeq and is a predicted model, not a curated record. The transcript has 4 exons. Gene Ontology annotation, cellular component: cytoplasm.